Molecule: messenger RNA, 5343 nt
Organism: Scophthalmus maximus (turbot)
Lineage: Eukaryota; Metazoa; Chordata; Actinopteri; Pleuronectiformes; Scophthalmidae
Gene: wdr35
Product: WD repeat domain 35
Exons: 28
Coding region: 409-3966 (1185 amino acids)
Biological process (GO): non-motile cilium assembly; protein localization to cilium; intraciliary retrograde transport
Cellular component (GO): intraciliary transport particle A; non-motile cilium
Molecular function (GO): protein binding
Source: RefSeq, a predicted model, not a curated record
GGUCUUCCGGUUUACGGUUACUAGGGGUUACCGAGGGGAAGCUACAGCGCCCGGAGUCUGCCAACGCAAACAACGAAACGUAGAAUUUGAACUGUCCUUUUCCAAUACUUUCGCGUCCGCUGGUGCACUGCACUCGUGGUCGACCUCUGCAUUUGUCCGACAACGCACAACGUCGCCCGUCGAGGGCACCGCGUAACAAAUGUGUUAGCUGCUAGCUAACUAGCCAAUCUAAACGUGUGAGGCUAACGCUACAGUCACCAGGCUGACGAAUGCUAGGCUGAGCGUGUUGGCCCAGCUAGCUGUCUACCUCGCCAAGGGACGUUACGCCAGUGCGUUGUUAUGUUAACUGGCAGUUCAUGUUGGAGCGAUAGAGGGCCGUAACGUUGUCACCAUCACCACCACCCCGCAAUGUUUAUCUACCUUAGCAAGAAGAUUGCUAUCCCCAACAACAUCCAAUUAAAAUGUAUUUCCUGGAACAAAGGUCAAGGCUUCAUUGCCUGUGGAGGGGACGACAGUGUCCUCAGAGUGCUCAAGCUUGAAUCUCAGACAGACGAUGCCAAACUUAAAGGUCUUGCUGCACCGAGUAAUCUGUCAAUGAACCAGACUUUGGAGGGACACAGUGGUGCAGUGCAAGUGGUAACAUGGAAUGAACAGUAUGAAAAGCUGACAACCAGUGACCAGAAUGGACUCAUCAUUGUGUGGAUGCUCUACAAAGGUGUGUGGUACGAGGAGAUGAUCAACAACAGGAACAAGUCGGUGGUGACGAGCAUGAGCUGGAACGCGGACGGUCAAAAGAUCUGCAUUGUGUAUGAAGACGGAGCUGUCAUUGUUGGAUCUGUAAAUGGAAACCGGAUUUGGGGAAAGGAGCUAAAAGGAAUUCAGCUUGCACAUGUGGCAUGGUCACCAGACAGCAGGAUCCUCCUCUUUGGCACGGUUAAUGGAGAAGUACAUAUCUAUGACAAUCAAGGAAACUUCAUUAUGAAAAUGACCAUAAGCUGCCUCACUAAUGUGCCCGGAGCUGUCAGAAUAGCCGGUAUUCACUGGUAUGCAGGAACCGGGGGCUACGUUGAACCAGACUGCCCUUGUCUUGCCAUCUGUUUCGACAAUGGGAGAUGCCAGAUCAUGCGCUUCGAGAAUGAUGAAAACCCAGUGUGCAUUGACACUCUGAUGAGUGUGGUCAGUAUACAGUGGAAUCAUUGUGGCAGUGUUCUGGCCGUGGCUGGUAGUCUCAAAGCCUCCAAUGUGGAAAAAGAAUUAAAUCUUGUGCAGUUCUACACGCCUUUUGGAGAGCAUCUGAGAACUCUCAAAGUUCCUGGGAAGGAGAUGGCCGGUGUGGCCUGGGAGGGACGAGGGCUCCGCAUCGGCCUGGCUGUGGACUCCUACAUCUACUUUGCGAACAUAAGACCAGAUUACAAGUGGGGCUACUGUUGCAGCACUGUGGUGUACGCCUACACAAAGCCAGAGCGGCAGGAGUACUGUGUGGUUUUCUGGGACACCAAAAACAACGAGAAGUUUGUCAAAUAUGUCAAGAGCCUAAUGUCCAUCACAACUUCAGGGGACUUCUGCAUCCUGGCCAGCAAGGCAGAUGACACUCAGGCUCAGCAGGAUGCUGAGUUAGAGUCCGGGAGUCACGCAAGGUUUGUCCUGAUUCUGUGCAACUCCAUUGGGACUCCAUUGGACUCAAAAUACAUUGACAUUGAUCCAUUGUUUGUCACCAUGACCAAGACACAUGUGAUUGCUGCAUCCAAAGAGGCUUUCUACCUGUGGCAGUACAGAGUGGCAAAGAAGUUAACUGCCCUGGAGAUCAACCAAGUGACCAAAACGAAGAAGGAGGGAAGAGAGAGGGUCUAUCACAUUGACAGCAGCCCAUCUGCAGCCAAUGACAACAGUCCAGAUUUUUCCAAAGCCUCCACAGCAACUCGAGAUCCCAUCUGUUGUAUUACAGCAACGGAUAAGACCUUGAUUGUGGGCCGCGAGUCUGGCAUCAUCCACAGAUACAGUCUCCCAAAUGUUGUUCUCAUCCAGAAAUACACGUUGAACAACAGAGCCUACUUUCUCUCCGUGAACUGCAACUCCAGUCGCCUGGCGAUAAUCGACAUUGCAGGCGUGCUGACUUUAUUGGACCUGGAAGUUCGGGGCGCUGCAGGUGACAGCACUGUGAACCAGGUGUCUUCAGGAGAUCCAUCAAAGUUUGAGCGCAAGGACGUUUGGGACAUGAAAUGGGCGAAUGAUAACCCCGACCUGUUUGCCAUGAUGGAGAAAACUAGGAUGUAUGUGUUCAGGAACCUAGACCCAGAGGAGCCCAUCCAAACAUCUGGAUACAUUUGCAACUUUGAAGACCUGGAAAUCAAAUCUGUCUUGCUCGAUGAAAUCAUGAAGGAUCCAGAGAGGCCUAACAAAGACAACCUCAUCAACUUUGAAAUCCGCUCCCUGAGAGACAGCCGUGCACUGAUUGAAAAAGUUGGGAUUGAAGAUGCCUCACAGUUCAUAGAAGACAAUCCUCACCCACGACUCUGGCGUCUGCUGGCUGAGGCAGCUCUCCAGAAGCUGGAUCUGAAGACGGCAGAGCAGGCCUUUGUCCGCUGUAAAGAUUACCAGGGCAUUGAGUUUGUGAAGCGCCUGGGCAACCUGCAGAGCGAGCCCAUGAAGCAGGCUGAGGUGGCAGCCUACUUCAGCAGGUUCGAGGAAGCUGAGCGGAUGUACCUGAACAUGGAUCGCAGGGACCUCGCCAUCAGCCUCAGGAUCAAACUGGGAGACUGGUUCCGGGUUCUUCAGCUACUCAAAACUGGCUCUGGGGACUGUGAUGAUACUCUGCUGGAACAGGCGUACAAUGCAAUCGGAGACUACUUCGCUGACAGACAGAAGUGGAUUAAUGCAGUGCAGUACUACCUCCAGGGCCGUAACCAAGAGAGGCUGGCAGAAUGCUACUACAUGCUAGAGGACUACGACGGCCUCGAGAGACUGACCACUGUGCUGCCAGAGAAUCAUAAACUUUUACCAGAAAUUGGACAGAUGUUUGCUACCGUGGGCAUGUGUGAACAAGCUGUGAACGCCUACCUCAAGUGCAACCAGCCCAAAUCCGCCGUUGACUCGUGCGUCCAUCUGAACCAGUGGAACAAAGCAGUGGAACUUGCCAGGACCCACAACAUGAAAGAGAUUAAAUCUCUCCUUUCCAAAUAUGCCUCACAUCUUCUUGAGAAGAAUAAAACUCUGGAGGCUGUGGAACUGUAUCGGAAAGCCCACCAUUUUCUGGAUGCAGCCAAACUCAUGUUUAAGAUAGCAGACGAGGAGGCAAAGAAAAGGACCCGGCCGCUGCGGGUGAAGAAGCUCUAUGUGCUGGCAGCGCGUCUUGUGGAGAAUUACCACGAGCAGGUGAAAACGUCGCAGCAGAGCAAAACCAAAGGGAAGAAAUCUGAGGCAAAGUUUGCUCUCGCUGGGCUGCUCGAGGAAGACGCAACGUCCUCAGACAAUCGCAUCGUGGACAAUGCUUGGCGCGGAGCCGAGGCUUAUCACUUCUUCCUGCUUGCUCAACGGCAGCUGUAUGGAGGCUACAUGGAGACCGCCAUGCGCACAGCUAUGCACCUACGUGAAUAUGAGGACAUCAUUCCAGCAGUGGAGAUCUACUCUCUGCUGGCCAUUUGCUCCGCCGCCAACCGGGCAUUCGGCACAUGCUCACAGGCCUUCAUCAAACUGGAAUCCCUGGAGAGUCUGGAGCCUGACGAGCGGCAGCAGUACCAGGACCUGGCCCUGGAGAUCUUCAUCAAGCACACACCGAAGGACAGCCGCAUGAUGGAGCGCCAAAGAUCAUCAGAGGGGGCAGAGGGAAAGCUGCCCACAUGCAUUGUGUCCGGUCUGCCGAUCCAGGAGUUCCAGUUCUGGAUGUGCAGUGUGUGUAAACACUGCGCUCAAGAGCAGGAGAUCGGCAAAUACAGCUGCUGCCCGUUGUGCCACAAUCCUGUAGCGUGAAGCCCAAUAUCUUAAGUUUCAUCCCCAAAAAAAUGUUAGACAGAAAACCACAUUUUUUAAGCAUUGUAAAGUUUGUCCGCUCUCAUUUUUUCUUUUUUUCUUCUUUUGUGGUGAGUUGUUGAAGCAACCAAAACGGCAGAAUGUACACUGAUCAGCCACAACAUUAAAACCACCUGCCUUGAAUUGGUGGUUCAGGCAAUUCGAACCAACCCCCUUGUGUCGCCAAAACAGCCCUGACAUGUCACAGUGGCGUUGGCAGCAGAUCCUUUGGGUUCUGUGGGGUUUGUGGCUGGGGGCCUCCAUGGAUCUGUUUUCUUAUCCUAGAUGUUUGAUCAGAUUCUGAUCUGGGGGGUUUGGAGGCUGGGUCAAAACUUUUGCUUCAGUUUUUGAAUUGUGGCAUCACAUUGAUUGUCCUGCUGGGUGAGGCUGCUGGUGGCAUGGAGUGCCAUACGGGGGUGGUUUGUGUCAAAGUAACACCCAGAGGAAUUUUUGGACCUGAGGUGUCCCUUCAGAUUGUUGCAUUAUAACGAGAUAAUCCAGGUUAUCCACUUCACCCGUCAGUGGCUUUGAUGUGCUGGCUGAUCUGUGUAUGUUCAGUGAGCUUCAGCUUAUCUCUUUAAUAACCGGGGACAAUGUUUUUCCUUUGUCUUAAAUGUAAAAAUACUUGAAUUUAUAUACUGUAAAUGCGUUUUUUGCAAUUUUUUUUACAUAAGUGAAUAAGCAGUCACAUACAACGCUUUAUAUAUAAAAAUCUAUUUAGAUUGGGAAUAUUUUGCAAUCCAGUUUCACCAGCUAGUCCUUCUGAAAACUAGAAAUUGACGACCACGACAUCCACCACUUAACGUGUGUGUGUGUGUGUGUGUGUGUGUGUGUGUGUGUGUGUGUGUGUGUGUGUGUGUGUGUGUGUGUGUGUGUGUGUGUGUGUGUGUGUGUGUGUGUGUGUGUGUGUGUGUGUGUGUGUGUGUGUGUGUGUGUGUGUGUGUGUGUGUGUGUGUGUGCGCGCGCCAUUCGUGGGGAGCUUGUAAAGUUUGUGCGACCUCUCUCAGUGAUGUGUGGCCUUUACUCUCCCGAUGACACUGUGUAGAUAAUGAGAAGACGGGUCGACGGGAGACACUGCUUUGAUCGUGGAUUUAAAUUAAAUGUUUUUAGACUUUAAUCAUUGGUGUGUCGAGACACAGACAUUCGGCUGAAUGCGGCGAUGAAAAAUAAACGGUUCCAUUAACGGUUAUUACAUGGAAAAUAAUUAACACAACACUAAUGGCUGCAAAGAGGACAUUAACGAAGCAAAUGUGAAACCAUAUCACUUCUUCUGCCAUCUGCUGUCAGUAAAUAAUAUCAGUGUAAACAACAGUCACUGAAUAAAUGAGUCUCACCUCA